Molecule: messenger RNA, 1950 nt
Organism: Papaver somniferum (opium poppy)
Lineage: Eukaryota; Viridiplantae; Streptophyta; Magnoliopsida; Ranunculales; Papaveraceae
Product: cytochrome P450 71A1-like
Exons: 7
Coding region: 1-1950 (649 amino acids)
Molecular function (GO): iron ion binding; DNA binding; monooxygenase activity
Source: RefSeq, a predicted model, not a curated record
AUGGGAUUGAAGAUGAGGUCAAAGUUUGAUAGUUAUUGGAAAGAGUCUAACCUGUUGAAGAAAAAUGAAGUGGUUUUAGAUCCUAUGUAUAAGGCUAAAUGGAUUGAGUUUAUUUAUAAGAAAUCAUAUGAUCCAAAUUAUUUUGAGAAUUCAGUUAGUGGAAUAAGUUCAGAUGGAAUUGAGAAUACUAAAACAACCAGAAGUGACUAUGAGUAUGAUGAGUUUAUGAUGGAAAACAGUGAGAUUGAGGUUCAGAAGACAGAGUUGGAGAAAUACUUAGAAGAACCACUGCUUAUGACAACAGUAGCAUCAGAAUCCAUGUUUAAUGUUGAUGGUAGGGUUCUUACAAGUUUAGCUCUACUUUGCUCAAGUAAUUGGUUGCCAGUUCUCAAUGACAAUGCUAGUACUGAACAAAGGCACAGCAAUGUGUCUACUACAAUCAGUUCAACAACUGAUGUUUCUGCAUCUCUACUCGUUACUUCACAAAAAUCAACCAGUGUUUGUUAUCCGCCUUUUCCACCAAAGCUUCCAGUUAUCGGAAACCUUCAUCAAAUAGGACCACUACUCCACCGUUCGUUCCAUGAUUUGUCUAGAAAUUACGGCCCGAUCAUGCUCUUACAUUUAGGUCAUUCACCAACUCUUGCAGUUUCAUCUGCAGAAAUGGCAAUAGAAGUCUUAAAAAACCAAGAUCUUCUUUUUGCAAAUAGACCGUUUACUGUUGCUGGUAAUGUUCUUCUCUAUGGAUGCACUGACAUUGCUUUCUCACCCAACAACGAAUACUUGAGAAAAAUUCGAAGGAUGUGCUCUUUUGAGUUGUUGAGCGUCAAAAGAACUCAAACUUUCAAGUUUGCUAGGGAGGAAGAAACACACAUUAUGAUCAGAAAGAUACAACUCUCGUCAGAAGAGCGAAACAAAAUUAAUUUAAGUGAAAUGUUACUUGCUCUCGCAAAUGACAUAAUAUGUAGGUGUACUCUUGGUAAGAAGUAUGAAAAGGGUGACAAUAAAAGGUAUAGAGAACUGCCAGACGAGGUGACAAAGCUAUUGGGGGUUGUCUGUUCCGGAGAUGUGUUCCCCUCGUUGAAAUUUUUGGAUGUUCUAACUGGAUUUAUCUGUAAGCUGAAAGCGCUAUCCAAAGAAGUGGAUGUAUUUCUUGAUGAAGUAAUCGAUGAGCACCUAACUAAGCAAGAAGGUGUCAAUGUCCAAGAAGAAUGCAAGGAAUACUUUGUAGACAUUCUGCUUGCAAGUCAGACGGAGCACCUGAACCUCACAAGAAACAAUAUGAAAGCAAUUCUACUGGACAUGUUUAUUGGUGGAACUGGUACGACAUCAACAACCUUGACAUGGGCGAUGUCGGAACUAAUCAAGAAGCCGACACUGAUGAAGAAAGCCCAAGAUGAGGUAAGAGGAGUAAUUGGAAAGAAACUAGAAGUGGAAGAAGAUGAUAUAAGCCAAAUGAAGUAUUUAAGAUGUAUUGUCAAAGAGACUCUCCGCUUACAUCCUCCUGUACCACUUUUGGUUCCACGGGAGAACUUAACUAGUACAAAAAUAAAAGGUUAUGAUAUCCCACCAAACACAACAGUCUUUGUUAAUGCAUGGACAAUUCAGAGGGACUCCAAAAUUUGGAAAGAACCGGAGGAGUUCCUGCCUGAGAGAUUUGCCGACAGCCAAACUGAAUACAUGGGGAGCAAGGAUUAUGAGUUUAUGCCGUUUGGGUCUGGAAGAAGAGGGUGCCCAGGCAUACCAUUUGGUGUUGCAAUCGUUGAGCUUGUUCUUGCUAACCUCUUAUUUUGGUUUGAUUGGGAGCUUCCCGACGGUGCGGACUAUGAGAGGCUUGACAUGACUAGGGGUUUCUCUAUACCUGUAGUGGCUCAAGCAAUGGGAUUUAAGCUCGUAGUGGACCUUUCCACCAGGUUGGGGUACCAUUACCAACAUAUAAUCAAUGAAAUUUGA